Prunus dulcis (almond) is the source of this 2842-nucleotide messenger RNA. RefSeq names its product putative pentatricopeptide repeat-containing protein At3g16890, mitochondrial. Gene Ontology annotation, molecular function: protein binding. Lineage: Eukaryota; Viridiplantae; Streptophyta; Magnoliopsida; Rosales; Rosaceae. The record is from RefSeq and is a predicted model, not a curated record. The transcript is spliced from 2 exons. The coding region runs from base 27 to 2165 and encodes 712 amino acids.
UCAACCCUAGUUCUUUAGCAACUUGCAUGGUGAGGGACAUGAGAUGGCUUUCUUCUUUAGCUUCUAGGGCCUCACCUGCACUCAGAAACCUCCCCGAGCAAGCUCAGAGAGAAUCCUCAUCAAAAAACAAACCCAGAAAAGUUCUGAAUCAAACACCUUCUGACAACGUUGGAGCUCCUCUUAAAGGUAAUUCUCCUAAACCCAACUUUGAGCCUCAAAAUCCUAAUUUAGUUUCCAUUUCAACGAAUCCCAUUUCAGCUGUUAAUCACAAGUUUCGUGUUGAUAAUAAGCGAAUUGAUCACCUACACAUCGCUCAAAUUCUUUCACGGAAGGACUGGUUUUUAUUGCUGGACCACGAGUUGAAGGCCAAGAGGAUUUUUUUAAAUCCCCAGUUUGUUGCUAGUGUCUUGCAAAACCAAGAAAGCCCAUUACAUUCUUUGAAGUUUUACAUAUGGGUUUCGAGUACCGACUCGUUAUUCGCAAAGAAUCAAUCAGUUCGUGGUGUUUUAGCCAAGACCUUUUACCGGAAAGGCCCAGUUGUAUUGUCUGUUGAAUUGCUAAAAGAUAUUAAGAAUUCAGGUUUUAAGGUCAGUGAAGACUUGCUUUGCAUAUUGAUCAGCAGUUGGGGUAGGUUGGGUUUGGCAAAAUAUUGUGCUGAGGUUUUUGGGCAAAUAUCUUUUUUGGGUUUUAGUCUUAGCACAAGAUUGUACAAUGCUGUGAUCGAUGCUUUAGUCAAGUCCAAUUCACUUGACUUGGCUUAUCUAAAAUUCCAACAGAUGCCCGCGGAUAACUGCAAUCCCGAUAGGUUCACUUACAACACCCUCAUUCAUGGAGUUUGCAAGAUUGGUAUUGUGGAUGAGGCACUUCGCUUACUCAGACAAAUGGAGGGCUUGGGGUAUUUGCCUAAUGUUUGUACGUAUACUAUCCUCAUAGGUGGGUUUUGUAAUUCAAAGAGGGUUGACGAAGCCUUCAGGGUUUUGGAGAUAAUGAAGGAGAAGAAUGUGUCCCCUAAUGAAGCUACUAUCAGAUCAUUGGUUCAUGGGGUAUUUCGUUGCAUGGCCCCUAGCAAGGCUUUUGAGUUGUUAUUGACUUUUUUUGAAAGGGAGUCUGUAUUUUUUAAAGUAGCUUGUGAUACCAUACUGUGUUGCCUUUCAAAUUAUAAUAUGGCAAAAGAGAUUGCUCUGUUUUUGAAGAAAUCUGGUGCAAGAUGUUAUUUGCCUGACAGUUCGACGUUCAACAUCAUAAUGGUUUGUUUGAUAAAGGAAUUAGCUAAUCCUCAGAAUGAGGUCCAGGAAAUAUUUGAAAGUUUUAUACAGCGAGGAGUGAAACCAGGAUUUAGUACUUAUCUCCAAUUGAUUGAAGCUAUGUACAAGGCAGGACAAGGUGAUGAGGGGAAUCGAAUCUUUGAUCAAAUGAUCAAAGAGGGACUUGUUUCAAAUGUCUUCUCAUACAACAUGGUAAUUGAUUGCUUCUGCAAAGCCAAAAUGAUGGACAGGGCAUCAAAGGCUUUUGGAGAUAUGCAGCUCAAAGGUAUUCCUCCUACCCUUGUUACUUUCAAUACACUUCUUAAUGGAUAUUGCAAGGUUGGAGAGGUAGGUAAGGCACAUGAACUAUUGGCCUUGCUCUUGGAACAUGGGUUUAAGCCAGAUAUGUUCACUUUUAGUUCAAUAAUUGAUGGUCUUUGUCGGGUGAACCGGAUUGAUGAUGCUUUUGAAUGUUUUGCUGAGAUGGUUAGGUGGGGGGUCACUCCAAAUGCCAUCACAUACAAUAUAUUGAUACGCGCUCUGUGUUUCAUUGGAGAUAUUGCUAGAUCGAUGGGACUAAUGAAAAGAAUGGAGGCAGAUGGAAUAAAACCAGAUGCUUACUCGUUCAAUGCUCAUAUUCAAUGUCUUUGUAGGAUGAACAAGGUUGAGAAAGCAGAGGAACUUUUUCUUGCUAUGUUAACACUGGGUUUGAAUCCCGACAAUUAUACAUACAGUGCUUUUAUCAAGGCAUUGUGUGAUUCAGGAAAACUUGAUGUGGCGAAGGAGAUAUUUCUCUCUAUGGAAGCAUAUGGUUGUUUUCCUGAUUCUUCUAUUUGUGAUAUAAUUUUAGAUUCACUGGUUCGGAAUGCCCGUGUAGAAGAGGCCCGUAGUAUAAUAAAAUGUUUUCACAGGAGGAAAUAAAUACCUAAUUUGUAGGGCAAGGCUAUCGCCAGUCCAUGUGUUUUAUGCUGCUCUGUUGAUAUGUUUGCUCAGAAGACAUGUCCAUCAGUAGCACACGAGGAUGAUGAUUUGCGUAAUGCAUUUUGGAACCAACUGUAUCCUGGGGAGAUGGAAAGCAAAAUUCAGAUGUUUUGCCUGUUAUCCAUAGGAGGAGGCAUUAGUACAGUACAGGAGCAAAGACAGAUGAUGCAGGACAGAGAAAAUAAUAGGAGGGAGGGGAAGAACAAAGAUAAAAGAGAGGGUUUAGAAGAAUUGAGGAUCGAGAAUUAGAAGAAUGAUGAGGGGGUGUAGAGACAAGUAAACAAUAGCCUAUGUACAAGGCAUCACUUGUGGACGUGGCAGUAUUGCUGCUAAGAUUUUCUCCUCAACUUCUAACUUUUAUCUGCCACCAAGAAAAAGCUUAAAAUUGACAUAAAUUCAAGUUGUGAGAACAGCAGGAUGUUUGAGUAGAAUUUGGAAAGCUUGCCACAAGUAGUUUUGGACCCGUCUUUCUUUUUAUUAUGAAGUUGAAUUGAAGAGGUUCUUGGCCAUUCGGUGAAAUGCUAUUUAUUUCAUUGUGUUCCUACCCUAGCAAACCCAGAUGAUUACAUGUUUCAUAACCUCUGUUGUAGGUAUGUCAAUCAGAAUAAAAAUUAAUA